This is a messenger RNA of Rotaria socialis, 201 nucleotides long. The record is from the annotation of a GenBank genome assembly. Lineage: Eukaryota; Metazoa; Rotifera; Eurotatoria; Philodinida; Philodinidae.
AUGGCAUGUAACAUAUCUAAACAUUCAUACGGCUCUGCAAAUUUUUCUGGAUCCUUGGCUAAAUCGGUUUUACUUUCUGGUCUCUCGGCAAUUGAAUUCACUGGCUCUGGUUUACUUGUAAAUACAAAUAUGAUUCAAAAUGGUAAUGCUGCUUCUGAAAAUUCACCGAUACUGAAGUCAGAUACGAGUGAACAAUUCUAA